Molecule: messenger RNA, 919 nt
Organism: Rhinichthys klamathensis goyatoka
Lineage: Eukaryota; Metazoa; Chordata; Actinopteri; Cypriniformes; Leuciscidae
Gene: snx22
Product: sorting nexin 22
Exons: 6
Coding region: 89-763 (224 amino acids)
Molecular function (GO): phosphatidylinositol phosphate binding
Source: RefSeq, a predicted model, not a curated record
CUGGACUCUGGAGAGAUCCACGGCGGAUUGAUCAAAGCACGUCACGAAGCUGAUCUUCAGUUCAGUCUGUGAUCUGUGUGUGUUUGGGAUGUUGGAUCAUCAGUGUGUGUCUCCAGUCAUCGAGGUCUUUAUUCCGUCUCUCAUGAGGGAAGUGGACGAGACGGGAAAGUUGCGUAAACUCUUCAGGGUGGAGAUUCUCUUCAAUGGAAGGAAACACUUUGUUUUGCGGCGAUACAGUGAUUUUCAGACGCUUCACAGGAAGCUGAAGAAGAUUGUGCGCGCUCCCGAUUUCCCUAGUAAGAGAAACCAGCACCUGCGAACCAAACCACUGGAGCAAAGACAACAGGAACUGGAAGACUACAUCCAGGUGAUUCUGUAUCAGAAUGAUGUUGUUCCUCAAGAGCUCCUGGACUUCCUGCAGGUCAAACAUUUUCAUUCAGCGAGCAAGACCUGCAGCUCUGAUGAAAACCACUCGGAUGACUGUCAAGAGCAAGGAUACAGAUUUCAGUCAUUCCAUCAGAGAGUAGUUGGUUUCUCGGCAGACCCUUACCAGCUUGAAUCCAGAUCAGAUCUCCCUGAUAUCGUGGCGGCCGGUGUCCUGCAGGGUAUGUACCCCAGAGACGUCAAAGUGAGUUUCAAGAAGAGCUGUGGUAAACCCAGUGUCCUCGCCUGUGCACCAGAGCUGCCCGUGUAUCCCAGAAUCCCCAUCAUUACCAUAAACAGAAGUGACAUCAGGUCCCUGCCAGAGUCACGGAGAACAUAAGUGCAUCGCUGCAGUGUUGCCUAGCAACUCCACCUGUCUAAAUCUGCCUUUGCAUGUUUAUAUCGACUGAAUCUCGUCUAGAAACGGUCUAGGCCAUUUUCCAAUCUUAAAAUCUAAGAAAAUAGUUAAGAUUUUUUUUUUAGGAGCCCCAUCAAU